AUGAAGUGGAACACGCGUGGUAUCGUAGAGUUUCUAAACAUAUAUGAGCAGUAUCCGAUUCUGUGGAAUAUAAAAGAUAAAGACUAUUCCAACACCAAAAUAAAGGACGACAUUUUCAAGAAUCUCCUAGAGAAACUUAAUGAGAAACAGCUAACUGUGGGUAUGGAUGUCAAGCAGUUAAAGACCAAAAUAAAAUCAAUUAAGGACGUCUACAGACAAGAAAUAAAUAAAAUAGAGAAAUCUAAGAAAAGUGGCUGUGGUACUGAAGAAGUAUACACGCCAAAGUUAGCAUGGUUCAAAGAUGCAAACUUUUUGGCAGAGGUUGUGGCCACAAGAAGCAGCCAAUCAAAUUACGAACUGUCACAAAGCAGUCAAGCCACACCACCAGACGAAGACAAUAAAAGUGUCGAGUUUGAAAAUGACGAGGACUCAUCACAAGAACGUUCUAAGUCGCCUGAAAAUAUGGGACCACCCCCGACACCAAGGAAUAGAGCUAAAAAACGACCGAGAAUUGAAGAAAAAUCAAAUGAAAUUUCAGAAGCUAUAAAAAAAUUGAAUGAAAUUGCCAAGGAGUCGUCCGAUGAGAAGCCCUAUGACCAGUUUGGGAAAUUUGUGGCUUCUGAGCUGCGUCUCCUACCACAGCGACAGGCCAUUUUGGUGCAGCAGGAAAUCCAAAACUCAAUUAUUAAUGCUAAGCUGUCGUCUUUACAGCAAGAGGCCCCCCAAUCUGUCCAUAGUGUGUUUUCACCUUUUUCAGAUGACUCAUUUGCUUCGACCUCUGCAUCAUCGAUGCACAACGACGAUGGGGAUGUUUUGCAGCAGGUCCUAAUCAAUACAUUCGGAGGAAACACAACAUAA
Molecule: messenger RNA, 858 nt
Organism: Psylliodes chrysocephalus
Lineage: Eukaryota; Metazoa; Arthropoda; Insecta; Coleoptera; Chrysomelidae
Source: the annotation of a GenBank genome assembly